ACGGUCGAUCGUUCGUUCUCGUCGAUUCUUUCGCUUCUGUUCGAUUACACGCGAAUUAAUUUCUCGUUGUUCGUUUCGAGGAGUUCUCUGGACUCUGAAGAAGCUUUAUUCGUUCGAUACGCUCAAAGUAGUUCGAGGGGAGGAGAAAGUCGAUCGCGUCCGUCGCGUCGCCUCGCGUCGUCUCGCGAUGUUUAUACCGUAUUAACGGUAACCUGCACUUUGAAUUCGAAGCGGGGUCGAAGUGUGGCAAUUUCAGUCGACGAUUCGAUCGUCGAGGUGAGUCGAUAACGAAGCACGCGGAACGAAAUUUGAGAGAGUUGGAUCGAGUUGGAGGCGAGCGUGUUCCACGCGACUGUAGAGCAACGUCGAACAGCGGAGAUUUCGGCGUUGCGACGCCGAUCGCGAACAGGAGGAUGGAUCGUCGAGAGGAAAGCGACGAUGGAGGCACCGAUUGGCGACGCGAGAACGAGUUUGGAUGGAAAAUGGAAAGAUUCGAAACGCGGUAUCGGCGGUUAAACCACACCCCGACGUGACGAGAUUUGACCAGCCAUUAGAUGCGAGUAGGGAAAGAGAAGAGGCGGGACGAUGCUGCUCGAUCCCAGAGAAUUUACACGGUCUCUAAUUGGUCCGUUUCUCGUCGAAAAUAAUCCAUCUGGGUGUAACCAGCUGCUAAACGUAGCUCGUAAAGUGUUCGAACGGUGUUGGCUAGGCGUGUGGGUUUUGGCGGUCGUAGAACGUGGUCCGAUGCGUACGCGCGAGUGCGAGUGCGAGUGCGAGUGCGAGUGCGAGCGUGAACGCGAACGUGGUCGCUUACGAUCGGCCGCUACGAGAGUCGACGAGAGAAAAGCUUUCGGGCGGCAUUCGCGCACGUUUCAGGGCCACCCGCCGGAUCCCGGUAAGCCCACCGCGCCGCUUCCAUCUUUACACGGACUUUGCUUACGUCUUUGCCUCGUCAAAAUUUCCUAUCGUCUCGAGAUCUUCGAUCGUCUAUCGCCGAUCGACGUUUCUUCGACGACGCGUUCGCUCCUUUCGUUUACUCGCGUAUUCUCGCGUUUCCAUUUGCCCGAGAGAUCGGACGAUUCGAACGACCUAGUGAUAGCUAGGCCGAUCGAACGACCGAUCGAUCGAUCGUUCGAUAGAUAGAUAGGUAGAUCGUCGAUGAAAACGGGAAUGGAAGCCGGAACGUGGCCGUUGCUCGCGACGAUCGCGAUCGUUUCUCGCGACACGUGGUGCUCGACGUGAGAAUCCGAUCGUAUCGCGAGUUACAGUUUUGCGGUGGCAAAGGUGGCGAGGCGUGUUUCGACGAACGACGUCUCGUCGGAAAGAACGAAAGGGAAAGGAAGAGGUGGGAAGGGAGGAGGAGAAAGAAGCGAAAGAAGAAGAGAAAGAAAGGGAGGAAGAACGCGUGAGCAAAAGCUUCGUAUCGACGUGGUUCGCGGGAAACGAUGACUCUCGUGACAGACACGGUGUCUUACGCGUGUCAACCGGUCGGUAGACAGUCUUACGACGACGUUUACCAUCACCAUCACCUCCAACUUCGACAUCAUCAUCAUCAUCACCUUCAUCGUUACUAUCACCAUCGGCAUCACUAUCACUAUUAUCAUCAUCACCACCACCAUCGUCGACGACGAGGCGCGUACACAUCCACCGAUGAUCCAUCGAUCGAGUGCCUGCAAGGAUACCUGUCCGUGGGAAACGUGGACGAAGAAGCGAGAAAUCGAGUGGUCGAAACAGCCGAAACCGAUUCCGCGUUAGGAUCGGCCAGCUCUGACCGUUAUCGGUCACGAGCAUCGCGGUACGCGGUGGACUCGGACGACGCGUCGUCCGUUGUAUCGGUGGAUGCUUCGGCCGAUCUCGAGUCCGGUUCCGUCGAGGCCGAGGAGAGCAACGAGGGUAACGAGUCGAACGAACCGAUCGAACCCAACGAAUCGAACGAAAGAAGCAACGAGUCGAACGAGAACGAGCAUGUGCCUCAUCCUCACGUGGCACUGGACACCGCUGACACCACCGCCUCGACGCACGGACCUCGUCGGUGUCUGCUCUGGGCUUGCAAAGCCUGCAAGAAGAAGACUGUGACCGUCGAUCGAAGAAAAGCUGCUACUUUGCGUGAAAGAAGGCGCUUGAGAAAGGUGAACGAGGCGUUCGAAGUUUUGAAAAGGAGGACGAGCAACAAUCCCAAUCAACGAUUACCGAAAGUAGAAAUUCUACGGAACGCGAUCGAGUACAUCGAAGGUUUGGAAGCGUUGUUGCAGAGCAACAGAUCCUCCGUAGCUCAGGGUCGCGGUUCGACUAACGAUACGCCGGGUGCAACUUCCCCGCGAUACGUGACGGAAAGGCUGAGACAGUUCUCGGACCCUCUGGCGAGGUUUCAACCCAUCAACGGAUUCGAGGGAACGGUGGAACCGCAAUCGUCUCAGCUCAGUGGAAGCAGCUUGGAUCGCCUUAACAUGAUCGUGCAGAGCAUCAACGGACCGACUCACGGGGCCACCGACUCGCUUCGAUAUCCUUCGCAGCAGUGACACACAACGGUGUGUUACAGACACAGGUGUUCCAAAGGAAUCAUCCAUCUUUCUCAAUUCACUGUUCCUGGAACCACCGUUGAACGCAUCAUCGUGUGGAUAUAUCAAGUUCCUAAAAUGCAUCGGCUUAAACGUAUGCUCUUCUCUGUAAUAUCGCUCAAUGAUCGUUUUAUUCGAGAUAGUUUCGUUAUCAAACGACUUCUUUCAAAUGAAAUAUUUACAUACGCGCUAUCUUUCAAUUAUUUUCUGCCGAUCGUGUAAUUGAAUCGUAAUCGAAAUAAUUUAUCUGCAUCGCUUCGAUUCGAUUUUAUUCGAUACAGCGGCGGCGUGUACUAUUAAUUAUCUCUCUGUAUAUAAAUAUACAUGUAUACGUAUAUAUACAUAAGCACGUGUAUGCAGACAACACAUAUACAUAUUCAUAUACAUACAGAAAUACAUUGAUACAUUCAAAUUUAUAAAUGCGAACCAUAAUAAAAUAUAUCGGGAUACGUUAAACUAAAUAUCGCAAAAGAUAUGCGCGCUCUUGUUUAAGCUGCCUCCGUA
Molecule: messenger RNA, 3062 nt
Organism: Bombus pascuorum
Lineage: Eukaryota; Metazoa; Arthropoda; Insecta; Hymenoptera; Apidae
Gene: nau
Product: myogenic-determination protein
Exons: 5
Coding region: 1446-2519 (357 amino acids)
Biological process (GO): muscle organ development; regulation of transcription by RNA polymerase II; positive regulation of myoblast differentiation
Molecular function (GO): RNA polymerase II cis-regulatory region sequence-specific DNA binding; protein dimerization activity; DNA-binding transcription factor activity, RNA polymerase II-specific
Source: RefSeq, a predicted model, not a curated record